CACAACAUGACGAUUCACCGAGCAGCAUGGCUGUUGCUAUGCCACCGGAGUCAGCUGCAUCAGGUGCCGAUGCGAAAACUUUCGCUCGGAUGCCCACCAAGGCCGCACGCGUGGAUGGACGCCGUACUGACUGGACAGGUGUUGCGUGGCGAUAAGCGAUACCGCCAAAGAAGUUUCACCUCGUCACGCGUCGUCAACCAGUCGAAGGAGGAGGAGCAGGACAAGCUGAAGGCAAAGGUAGCAGCACGAGGUGGCGUGCAAUCCACCAGUUCACCGAUCGAGCAGGAAUCGCGUCUCGAAAUCGACACGAAGCGUGGCAAACUGUUGGUGAAAACCACGCUGACCGAUUCGAAGCUGCAGGAGAUUAUCAUUGAAAAACCAAAACAGGAGCCGGGGAAACGGGAGGAUGCACAGAAACCGUCCCUCAUAGCGGAAGAGGAUGCCCGAGCCAAAGCGGAAGCUGAUCUGAAGGAACAGCUGGCGGAAAAGAAUCGCCAGCUAGCGAAGAAACGCAUCCGGGUGGAUUUUUCACGCUCCUCGCUGGAGCGCAACUUUAUCACGCCGGUACGGGCGAUGUCGGAUUUUUUGCUUAAACCGUCCGAUUUGGAAUCGUUAGCCAAAACAAAACGUCGCUCACCUUACGAGCAAGAACCGCCGAUCACGGUCUACUGGCGGAAGGAUGUGGAAGCGAAAGCGAUCGAGGUGUGGGGAUCGCGGGAAAACCUACUGAAGGAAUGCUUGAAACGUGAAAUCGAGAAAAAGAUGCAUCAACAGAAUAUAUUUACGGUAAAGCGAAGAUUGCGGGAUUACCGACGAGAGAUUGGCAGCCGCACAAACGUGGUCGAUUCUGAGCCGGGGCUGUUUGGGAAGUCGGGCAAGGUGGUGCUGACGGCGAUUGCAAUCAAUGCGACAAACUGUCUGUUCAAGUUCGGUGCCUGGUUGUAUACGGGUUCGCACAGUAUGUUUGCGGAAACGAUCCACUCACUGGCGGAUACGAUCAAUCAGCUCAUCCUGGCGUACGGCAUCCACAAGUCAACGCAGAUCGCCGAUUCCGAUCAUCCGUACGGGUACAGCAACAUGAAGUAUGUGUCAUCGUUAAUAUCGGGCGUCGGCAUUUUCUGUGUCGGUACGGGGCUGUCGUUUUAUCACGGUAUCAUGGGGCUCGUAGAUCCUCAUCCGAUCGAUGACUUUUUCUGGGCAUUCUUUAUCCUGGGAGGUUCGCUGGUAUCGGAAGGUGCCACCUUGCUGGUAGCGAUCAAUAGCUGUCGGAGUGGUGCAAAAGCCCUAGGAAUGAGCUUUAGAGAUUACGUCGUCCGCGGACAGGAUCCGUGCGUUAAUGUAGUACUUACGGAGGAUGCGGCCGCGGUAUUAAGUGUAGCACUGGCAGCGACCUGCAUGGGACUAUCCACCUACACCGGUUCACCGAUACCGGAUGCGGUAGGAUCGCUCCUGGUCGGUUGCAUGCUCGGUGGCGUGGCGUCCUUCAUUAUCUACACGAACGUGGCAGCAUUGGUUGGGCGUUCGAUUCGCCAGGAGAAUCUCGACAAGAUCAAUGCUGAGCUGGAGAGUGACAUUAUGAUCCGGGCGAUCCAUGACGUGAAGGGUAUAGAUAUGGGGAACUCUUUGGUUAGAUAUAAGGCUGAAAUGGAUUUCGAUGGACGCGAGCUAACGCGCGUGUAUCUGGAUAAGCAGGAUCUUAACCUGUUGCUAGAGGAGGUCCGCACGUUCCAAACGAUCGACGAGCUAGAAGCAUUUCUGCUGACGCACGGCGAAAACAUUGUCGAUCUGAUGGGUGGUGAGAUUGAUAGGAUUGAAAUGAAACUACGGAAAAAAUUCCCCGAAAUAAGACACUGUGAUUUGGAGAUACUGUAAGCGGUAAAAGUAAAUUUGCUUCCUUAGUUUUUGAAUUUUUAUUUUUU
Molecule: messenger RNA, 1919 nt
Organism: Anopheles maculipalpis
Lineage: Eukaryota; Metazoa; Arthropoda; Insecta; Diptera; Culicidae
Gene: ZnT49B
Product: zinc transporter 9
Exons: 7
Coding region: 7-1872 (621 amino acids)
Biological process (GO): transmembrane transport; zinc ion transport
Cellular component (GO): membrane
Molecular function (GO): monoatomic cation transmembrane transporter activity
Source: RefSeq, a predicted model, not a curated record